GUGUCGCGUCAGCCGCAGCGCAUUAUUUAGCCUGCGGGGAUGCAUAGCCCUUCAUCUCUAUUAAACAGCCGAUAAUUACAAUGGGUGACGGAAAAGAUUUAGAAUGCGGUGAUACCGGCAUCACAAGGCGGUCGGUGAAGUUACCGUCGCUGCCCCAAACCUUAACCCUUGAAGAGAAAAAAUAUCUUCUAGCCGUGGAACGGGGGGAUAUGGCGAAUGUAAGAAGAAUGAUUCAAAAAGCGCAUUGCAAGGAGGACAUAGAUAUUAACUGCGUGGACGCUCUCGGCCGUGGUGCCUUGACCCUGGCUAUCGACGGUGAGAAUCUGGAGAUGGUGGAACUGUUGGUAGUCAUGGGUGUGGCUACGAGGGAUGCUCUAUUACAAGCCAUUAAUGCCGAGUUCGUGGAAGCUGUUGAACUAUUGCUUGAGCAUGAGGAAUUAAUACAUAAGCACCCUGAACCUUAUAGUUGGCAAAAAAUAGAUCCGAACACAGCCAUGUUUACACCGGAUAUUACGCCUCUGAUGUUGGCGGCUCAUAAGAACAAUUAUGAAAUUAUUAAGAUUCUACUCGAUCGAGGCGCUACAUUACCUGAUCCUCAUGAUAUAAGAUGUGGCUGCGAUGAAUGUAUUCGGGAAACAAACGAGGAUUCUCUCCGUCAUUCUAUGGCUCGUUUAAACGCUUACAGAGCGCUGGCAUCACCGUCUCUUAUCGCGCUGUCUGCUACUGACCCCAUCCUCACCGCUUUCCAACUGUCUUGGGAGUUAAGGAAUUUGGCUUUUACUGAACAGGAAAGUAAAGCCGAAUAUCUAGAACUUCGCCGCAAAGCACAAAAGUUCGCUGUUGAUCUCCUAGAUCAGUCUCGCAGCUCGCAGGAACUGGCCAUAAUCUUGAAUCAUGACCCUGAAGAGCCGCCUUUCGAGGAGGGAGAGCAUAUGAAACUAGCAAGAUUGGAGUUGGCUAUUGACUUUAAGCAGAAAAAGUUUGUCGCUCACCCGAACAUUCAACAGCUGUUAGCCACAAUUUGGUACGAAGGUGUACCAGGUUUCCGUAGGAAGAGUGCCUUCGAGAAGAUUAUGAUCAUCAUACGAGUAGCAUUAUUGUUUCCAUUUUACUGCAUGACAUACAUGAUAGCUCCGAACUGUUCAACUGGAAAAUUAAUGAGAAAACCCUUCAUGAAGUUCCUGAUCCAUGCGUCGAGUUAUUUGUUCUUUUUAUUGAUUUUGAUUCUCGUGUCACAAAGAGCGGAAAUUAAGAUAAUACAGAUGUUUGGUCCGGAUUGGAUGAUUAAUAAUUUGGAGAAAGAACUAUUAAAGCAGAGGGGCAAUGGACCAACAUACUUGGAGAUACUCAUUUGCAUUUAUGUUUUGGGUUUUAUAUGGCAAGAGACCCACGAAAUAUACGUCCAAGGCAUUCGUUGCUAUCUCCGGAACAUGUGGAAUUUUAUCGACUUCACUCGAAAUUCACUCUACGUAGCUGUCGCUGUAUUACGUUUCGCUGCAUAUAUACAGCAAAACGCAGAAAUACAAAGAGACCCUCAAACGAAGUAUAUACCAAGGGAGGACUGGGACGCUUUCGACCCACAGCUAAUCGCGGAGGGGCUGUUCGCAGCGGCGAAUAUAUUCAGUGCUCUUAAGCUGGUCCAUCUGUUUUCUAUUAAUCCACACUUGGGACCGCUGCAAAUAUCUCUAGGACGCAUGGUUAUAGAUAUCGUCAAGUUCUUCUUCAUUUACAGUUUGGUUCUCUUCGCAUUCGCUUGUGGUCUGAACCAAUUACUAUGGUAUUUCGCUGACUUGGAAAAACGUAAGUGUUAUGUAUUACCCGGCGGACUACCAGACUGGGAUAAUGCGGGCGAUUCGUGUAUGAAGUGGCGUAGCUUUGGAAAUGUCUUUGAAGCAUCUCAGUCACUAUUUUGGGCGUCCUUCGGAAUGGUUGGCCUAGAAAACUUUGAGCUGGCAGGCAUCAAGAGUUACACGCGUUUCUGGGGUCUCCUCAUGUUCGGAUCGUACUCCGUUAUCAAUGUUAUCGUUUUGUUAAACUUGCUCAUCGCCAUGAUGUCUAAUUCCUAUGCAAUGAUCGAUGAACAUUCGGAUGUCGAAUGGAAAUUCGCCCGAACCCGUCUCUGGAUGAGCUACUUUGAAGAAAGUUCUACUCUGCCACCUCCCUUUAAUAUUUUCCCGACACCAAAAAACAUCAUGAAGCUGCUAGGCUUGAAGAAAAAGGACCAGUCAAAGAAAUUAGAGGAACAGAAAGAAAAGGAUGAUGUGCGUUAUACUGCAGUAAUGCGCGCUCUCGUAUGGCGUUAUGUAUCAGCUAUGCAUAGACGAAUGGACGAUGAUCCAGUAACAGAAGACGACAUCAAUGAGCUGAAAGGAGAUGUAUCAUCUUUAAGAUAUGAGCUUCUAGAAGUAUUCGAGAAGAAUGGAAUGGAUGUUUCGUUCACUGACAGGAAAGAAAAGACCGUUCUCGCGAAACGUAUGAAAGUCUGGGAACGUCGAUUAAUGAAAGACUUCCAAGUGACUCCGGUGUCAGUGGAGGAUGAUGGGAAGCCUGUGCACGAGGACAGCCUCGCCAGGUUCAGGAGGAUCGCCAAGAUGGCUGCAGCUGCUGCUUCUGGCUCCAAGUGGGAUCAGACACUGGCUGCGACUGGGAUAUCGUCUCAAAUUGGUCGAUGUCGCACUCGGCAAUCGGUCAAGAAACAGCAGAACUUGCAGCGCGCGAUCGAAGAAGCUAAGAAAUUGGUCAUGCAUUCACCCAUGCCCGGUUCAAGGGCAGCGUCUCCAAUAGAAAUGCCAGUGACUCCUGGUCACACUAUCUUAGAGCUCAUCAAGGAUAUCUCCACUGAGAUUAAGGAACAGAACUAUUCCAGUACAAGUAUGCCCAGAUCCCCGUGGAGAGGAGAAGCAGGUCCUAGUGGUGUACUACCGAAAGUAAGAGUCCUGUCCCCAAAUGGCGUUCAGAGCAGGACACUCUCUCCUAUUCCUAGAGGAUCAAGCCCCACUCCUUCCAGGGUAUCAAAUACAAAUGUAUCAGAGCGAGACGGAAGUCAGAGUCCUGUUCUAAGACCAGUUAGCCCCAGUGGAAGUGACAGAUGUCAACCAGAGCCAAGUCCUUUGAAAGCACUGGGUGUCUCUGGUAGCGGGUCGCCUCCGCGGGUGGUGAAGAAGAAGCCACAAACGCCGCCUCAGCAACCAUCAGACAAUAUGGGAGAUCCGAAUUGCAACGAUAAGUCAUCGGACGUUAUAGCCGUCGCUCGACCAGUCGCUCUCGACAUAAAACCCAUUAAAGACGCAUUACCACCUCCACCGCCGUAUACAAAGUCUAAGCCUACAACGGAAGUAGAUCUAGGUGCUUCAAGCAAGCAUCCAGUUCCAAAGCCAAGGUCCAGAUCACCGUCUCCAGUACCAGCGUCGAUGGCGACUACACCACCCAAUGCUACGAUACGUCUGCUUACUUCGUCUAGCACGGAACUACUCAUCCCUCCAUCACCACACGUUCUCCCUCCAGGGAAGAAGAUCGAUGACGUCAAUACAAUCAAGCGACAGCCAAAAACUGGUUGGCUAUAGAACAUUCUAGAAGGAUAUGAGAUUUCUAAAAUGUACAAUAAUAUUAAUUGCUGCCAUAAUAUGAAGUUAGAUAUGUUUUGUGUAGAAGUAUUUAUAAUGUUUUCUUUUACUUCAAAUGAUUUUUUUUUAACUUAUAAGUGUAAGGCAAAGUCCAAACAUUCAUAUUCUCUAAAUAGUCAAUUAUUUUAUACUUUAUUUAUUUAUUCUAGUCAGAUUUAUUUUAUAUGAAAUAAAACCAAUAACAUUUAAUAAUACUGAAAAAACUUCAUCUAAGUCUUAAACAAAAACACUAAUUCUAUUUUUAAAUUGCUUAAUAAAUGCACCAUUUAUUUUUUAUCUGUAUCAUUAAAAGUAGUUAUAUCGUUUUAAAUGCUUAUUGAAAAAAAACAAUCAAAAAAUUAUAUUAAAAAAAAAAGAUUAAAUUACGAUGGUAAUUAUUAGUGAAGUAAAGCAGAUGGAAUAGUUUCGAGGCGAAUUGUAUCGAUAGAUUCCUUGGCUUUGCGAUAUACAUUGCGGUAUCCAUAUAAUACAAUUCUUUACUAAUCAAAAUUUUUGAUUUAUUUUCGUAUUGUCGAUCAAAGACAAAUUAACUAUGUAAUUUGUUUUUUAUCUGAACGCUCAUUGGUCGCAUAUCACGUCAUUAUAAAACCAACCAAUGAUAAUUCAAAUUGACCGAUGUUUUGUUAACUAAAGGUUAGUCAUGUUUAAAAAAGUACCGGCCUUAAUUAUAAAGGUUGCUUAGCGGGCGAUUUAUUAGGCAAUGCCAUGUCUUCUUCUUUCUAAUGUCAAAUCAAUAAUGAAAGAAAGAGAUAAAUCAGUGCUUAACUACACAGUCGCUAAGCAACGUUUAUAAAUAAGGCCAUAUAUUAAUAAAAGCAUUUUUGUGAGUGCAUUUACAUUUUUUUAAAUAAUAAUUUAUAGUUUGAACUUGUUUUUUUAUUAUUUUUAUUUAUAAAUAAUUGUAAUAUCCAUAAAUUGUAGUAUAAGAUGCGAAAUAAUAAAGAUGAAUGGAAUGGAAUGAAAUUCGAAUAAUGCUCUGAAGCGGUUGAAAAGAUCAAAUUCGAUCUGUGACCGAUAAAACAUUUGCCAUAUCUCAUACUUCAUGAACAUUGUUAUUUUUAAUAAUAUUGUCUGUUUGUUUUGUUACUACUAAUCUUGAAAACUAAUUCAGUGAUUUAGACAUUGUUAUGAAAGUGGAGCAGUGGAGCAGAGCGAAGCUAGUUAAAAACACUUUAACAGAUACUACAACAAAUCAAUAAGAUUAUAACUUUUAUCAUAAUAAUUAUUAUGUUAAUAAUAUUUAUCAAUAAGUAUUUAAAAAAUAUAUAUAUUAAUUUAUUUUUUGCAAUAU
Molecule: messenger RNA, 4914 nt
Organism: Nymphalis io (European peacock)
Lineage: Eukaryota; Metazoa; Arthropoda; Insecta; Lepidoptera; Nymphalidae
Gene: trpl
Product: transient-receptor-potential-like protein
Exons: 24
Coding region: 81-3563 (1160 amino acids)
Biological process (GO): regulation of cytosolic calcium ion concentration; manganese ion transport; calcium ion transmembrane transport
Cellular component (GO): cation channel complex; membrane
Molecular function (GO): inositol 1,4,5 trisphosphate binding; store-operated calcium channel activity; protein binding
Source: RefSeq, a predicted model, not a curated record